UCCAACAAAGGCUCGUUUGGACAGGUAAAAUGGCAACAGUGGGAAGAGGUUUUAUCUGAAGAGGGAGAGAAUGGAACCAAAACCGUUAUCCUCUCCCGCUUGGCUCCUUCCAUCCCUUUAGAUAAACCCACAAGAGAUUUUUUGUUCUUUAUCAAGUAUUGUAAUUUUCAGUUCCACAAUCACAGGGGUCAGCUUUCUACAUUUUUCUUGAGUUCUUUAUCCUUUUCUGUGUAUAGACAUUCACUUUCUAUUUCUUGUGGAUUACAAAAUUCUGAAUUCUGUUGGAUAUGAUGAUGAUGAGAUGAUGCAUUUGUGGGUUUUGCUUCUUUGAUUGCUUCAAUGUUUACAUUUUCCCGUUUGUUGAGCUUCUUUGAGCAAGAUUGCCUCUUUACUGCUUUAUGAGGCUGAAAAAUGUGGAAGUUUUCACAUGUUCUUCAUGAGCACUUCAAUGGUCUUAUGUCAAAAUCUAGUCUUAUCCAAGAAAAGUAGCUCCGAUAAUUCCUUUUCGUCUUGCAAUGCACCGUGUGCUGUGGUUCAGUUGUGUUGUGGGAGGAGAAAAUCUCUUGGGCUGGUUCCAAAUGCCAAGAAAAGACACUCAAAGAGGAGAAGUUGGUGGCAGAGGUUCUUUUUCGAUGAAGAAGGCAAUUGGCUUGGUUUGAAGGAUGAGUAUGUGCUCGACGCAUUGGAAUCAGAGGAGAGCUCUAGUGAUGAUGAGUUAUCUGAGAAUGAGAAGUUCGAGGUGUGGAAAAGACGAGCUGAGGCAAUUGUAGAAUUGAGGGAAGCACAAGAAGAUGUAAAGAAUGAAGAGAGUAGGAGGUGGGAGGACUGGCUAGUGGAUGAAACUACUGAUGAUGUUGGUAAUGGUGCAUCGUGGUUUGAAAAUUCGAACGGCUCCGCUGGGAAACCGGGAAAUGAUGUAGGGGAAGAGAUUACUGAAUUAUUUUCUGGGGGAGGAUUGGUUAAGUCUGUGAGGGACUUGGUCCUAGGCAGAGAAGAAGAUGAUAUUCUGUAUGAAGAUCGAGUCUUCCGUUAUGCCUCAUUCAAUUCGGCUAAAUUUUUGGCAGUACUGAUUAUUGUUCCAUGGGCUUUGGACUUCUUGGUUCAUGACUAUGUUCUUAUGCCUUUUCUGGACAGAUAUGUCAAGACAGUACCACUUGCUGCUAAGAUGCUUGAUAUUAGGAAGAAUCAAAAGCUUCAAAUAGUCAAGGCUCUAAAUCUUGAGAAAGCGCGAUAUCGGCUUGAAGUAGAGAUUGGUAAAUCUCCUCCUCUUUCUGAUGAGGAGCUUUACUUGGAGUUACGGCAUAGAGCGUUAGAGAUGCGAGAUGAAUGGAGAUUAGAGAACCGAAAAGCAUUUGCUAACAUCUGGUCGGAUGUGGUGUUUGGGAUCUCAUUGUUUCUUCUUCUAUACUUCUAUCAGGGUCAAGUAGCUUUGCUGAAAUUUACCGGUUAUAAGAUCGUGAAUAGCAUUACAGACACCGGGAAGGCGUUUCUUAUAAUACUUAUCACUGAUAUUUUUCUAGGAUACCAUUCUGAAUCGGGUUGGCAGACAUUGUUAGAGAUCAUAGUUGAGCAUUAUGGGCUGGAGGUGGAUCAGUCUGCCAUAACAAUAUUUAUCUGCCUAAUCCCAGUCGUAAUGGAUGCUUGUGUGAAGCUGUGGUUGUUUAAGUUUCUCCCAAGACUAUCCCCGAAGGUGGCGAAUAUUUUCCGGGAAAUGAAGAGACAUUAGGAAGAACUUCUUCUCUUUACGGUUUCUAUCUCCACUUGGCACUCUCAUACUCUAUUCAAUACAAACAAUUUUCAGUUUUCAAUUAUUUUCUUCUUCUCGCCGUUAUAUGUUUGAUCUCCACCAAUAUUUGUACCUCAAAAUCAUUUAUUAGUUGCCAGGCAUAUACACACAUUCUAUUGUAAUAUAGGACGAAUUCAUCAAACUCGUAUCCCGUCAUAUAAUUCACUUCCUAGGAACACUUAUUUGAACAAUACUUUUGCAGAGGGUAAUAAGAUCUACCUCAUAUUUGUUGAGU
Molecule: messenger RNA, 2021 nt
Organism: Sesamum indicum (sesame)
Lineage: Eukaryota; Viridiplantae; Streptophyta; Magnoliopsida; Lamiales; Pedaliaceae
Product: CemA-like proton extrusion protein-like protein
Cellular component (GO): membrane
Source: RefSeq, a predicted model, not a curated record